AUGGGCAUGCACGGACGCCUCACAUUCCUCCUCCUCCUCAGCCUCCGUGCCCCAGGGACUUUUGUCAGUGCAACAGCCCUGCCUGACCUGCCACGCGUGGUGGCCCUGAGUGAGGAUGCAGCGCCGGGCACCCGCGUGGCCAAGAUGACCGUGUCCUGCAGCAAUGCGAGCGGCAGCCCCAACGUCACCCUGCACAGCAAUGAACCUGGCCACCCCUUCAACCCCAUCACCAUCAGCGCCGAUCCCGUGGCCACCGCCAUGUUUCAGGCAGAGGUGCAGCUGGGGAUGGGGAGGGGACCAGGAGCCCGUGGGCACCCUGCUGAGUGCCGUGUCCCCAUGCAGGUGACACUGCGUGCUGGUGCAGAGCUUGAUGCCCACCAGGUGAACCAGUACACCCUGACCUUGUGGGCCACUUGUCCUGGCGAGGACGAGGUGGAAGAGCAGCUCUUUGUCCGGGUGAUGGCAGGGCAGACACUGUGCUGUGAUGCCCCCUUCGCCAGCACGGGGGGAGACGUGGUGCAGGUGCUGGCGGAUGUGGCACCCCGGACACCCCUGUAUGUGGUGCUGCCGCAGCCACUCGGUGGGCUGACGUUCAGGCUCCGAAACCACGACACGCCGCUCACACUCACACGCCGGGGCCUGGUGCUGGCGCCUGCCGGCGGCUUUAACCCCAGCAAGGACACCCAGACAUUCAGGCUGGAGAUUGAGGUGAUGGACCGCCAUGGGCACAACUGCAGUGGGGUCGUGAGGGUGGAGGUGCUGCCAUCACGCCGUCCCCGUGUCACCUUCCUCAAGUCGCAGAGGGCCGUGACAGUGCCGGAGGGCACCGGCCCCUUGGAGGUGGUCACGGAGGUCCAUGCCAGUGGAGACAAUGUCCGCUAUGCCAUCCUGGCUCCCACGGUGCCCACACUCUUCACCAUUGACGAGAUGACGGGCAAGAUCCGCAGCACCUGCCAGCUGGAGGUGGCCCAUGCGCACCUCCUUGUCCGGGCUUACAACGCGCUGCACCCCUCCGACCACGCCACCAUCAUGCUCAACAUCACCGUGCAGGCAACGGACAGGAGGGCGCCAAGCUGCAUCCCGGCCCUCUCUGUGUCCCAGGUGCCUGAGACGGUGUCCCCUGGCAGCACCCUGGUGACACUGAGGUGCACUGACCCUGCUGGCACUGAGGGGGCCCUGCGCUAUGCCCUCGAGGGGCCCUCCGCCUCCCGCUCCCGCUUUCGCAUGGAGGGGCCGCAGCUGCAGGUCAACUCCACCCUGGACUAUGACUCAGAGGCUGUGGCUGCUGUGGGCUUCCAGUUCACGGCCACCAUCGUGGUGACGGUGGGAGGGCAGUCCUCAUGGAGCACCCGCGUGCCCGUGCUCGUGACGGUGACGCCUGUCAAUGAAUUCACACCGGCGUGCCCCAGUGGUGCCACCUUCACCGUGCCGGAGACAGCAGCUUUUGGAAGUGUCGUGGGGCGUGUGGCCGGCACCGACCGUGACUACCCACUGGACAGCCUCGAGUACAGCCUGGAGGGGGGCCCCAGCCCCACGCAGCCCUUCUCCAUCGACACGUGCACUGGCGAGAUCCGCGUGGUGGGACCCCUCGACUCCCAGCGGCACAAGAGUUACAGGCUGACAGUGCGGCUGACAGACACCCUCAAUGACCUGGACCCGGCAAAGCGGCGGAGCCGCCUGUGCGACGUGGCUGUGCACCUGCAGGCUGUGCCGGACCAGGCACCGGUGUGCACCCCUGAGGUGCAGGAGCUGUGGAUCAUGGCCAGGUCAGGCAGCCGCCAGCCUGUCACCCGCCUGGCGUGCCAGGGCAGCCCCGCCACUGCCGCACUGGCAUACGCCAUCACUGGAGGUAAGGAGUGGCCAAGCCACAGCACAACCCAGCCCCUCACUGCGAUGGCACUAAGCACACCCUCUCGUCCAGGCAACGAGGACGGGCGUUUUCAGCUGGAGGGAAACACCCUCUUCUACCUCCCCGGUGACCUGGCUGAGCCCCGCACCUUCGUGCUGCUCGUGGAGGUGUGGGGUGGCCCCAGUGCCCCCCGCCCCAGCACCGUGGUGGCACUGGUGGUGCACGUCACCCCCCGGAGCACCCCGGUGCCACCGAGCACGACCACCCGGCGCACGACGCUGUGGAAGGAGCCGCUGGUUGUCACGCAGAUGGAGGCAGUGUGGAAUCCGCCAGCCUGGUUUGUGGCUGUGCUGACCGUUUCUGGUGCCCUGCUGCUGGCCACCCUGGGCUGCAUGGCCCGGAGCCUGCUGUGCAGCAACGGAGACCCUGGCAAGCUGCUCCUGGGCAAGAGCUUCUGGGAUGUGGAGGAGCAGAAGGGUGGCGAGGAGGAGCGGGUGGGCACCCUGGGACCCUCAGCAUCCUCUUCUGUCUCUCCUCCACACAGGGGCAGUUUGAUGGCCGUGCCCAGGACCCACGCCCGGGAGGAGGAGAGGAUCCCUCCUCCAUGGCCGAACUCGCUGCCCACAGGGUGCAGCCAGGCCCUGAACCGCACCAGCCAGCGUGGACCCAAUAAAUAG
Messenger RNA from Nipponia nippon (crested ibis), 2526 nucleotides. NCBI's taxonomy places the organism in Eukaryota, Metazoa, Chordata, Aves, Pelecaniformes, Threskiornithidae. The record is from RefSeq and is a predicted model, not a curated record.